Messenger RNA from [Candida] anglica, 4998 nucleotides. The record is from the annotation of a GenBank genome assembly. Lineage: Eukaryota; Fungi; Ascomycota; Pichiomycetes; Serinales; Debaryomycetaceae.
AUGACCACUUCGAACUCCCGACGGUCGCGACGCAUAAGUGCUCAAGAGUUAAGUGGUCUAGAAGUACCAGCUUACAUUGAUAACGCGCCACCUUCAUCCAGAAAUCGAAAUCGAAGUACUCGAACGGCUAAGACCGAGGAGGAUGAACCUGUGACACCACUGCACAAGAAGAGAAAGUUAAAUACAGCGUCGGGUCCUCCUCAAGAGGUCGUAGCUAAUUUGAUGACAAAGCAUAGCUUGUUGGUAAAUGAAUUAUUCAACUUAAAGGAAUACAAAUCUGUAGUUUACUGGGAUCCGGCUAUUUAUUCAAAGACUACAACCCCUCUUCCUGAAAUAUUUGAGGAAUUUUGUAAAGCUCCCGAGUAUCAAUUAAAUUGGAGCGAAAAUGCUGAAGAAGAACAACGUGAAUUGAUCAGUGUACCAUUAAGGCUUCAAAAGAAGAUUAUCGCUGAGCGUGAAACAAAAAUCAAUAAGACGUACCCGUUCAAACCGGCCGCAAUAGAGAAGAGUAUUGAGUUAGAAGAACAAUACCUUAGGGCCAUAGAUAGUUCGACGAAAGGUGUUUCCAUCGAAACAAAGGUUAAAAGCGGAUCAAGCAAUACGUCACUUAAGAUAGAACCCAUAGAAUCGAAACCUUCCAGCACAAAAGUGAAACAAGAUAGAAUCACAUCAUCCAAGCCAAAUGGAGAAUCAAAGCAAUCGUCAACUAUAGCUCCACCCUCAACUAAGGGAAAUACCAAAAGAUCGAAUAACAAAGCGGUUAGUACUAUCAAAGAGGAAAAUGAAACUCUCGAGGAACAUGAUCCGGAUGUGGAUACUAAGGUAGAACUGUCAGAGGAGGAAGAAAUUAAUACAAAUUAUAAAAUUAAAGAAGUAAAGUUUUCAAUUCCACCUCCAUUGGUAACACAUCCAUCACACAUCCCUUCUUGGAUACCGAGUCUAGAUGAUAAUAUGAAUAAUAAUAAUAAUGGUAAUGAGAAGUCCGACACGAUUCUAGAGUUUGAUACCAAGCCAAUUCAAGUACAUGUUAAUAGCAAGAGUCAUGUAUUAGAGCAACCAGAGAUUCAAAGUAAGAUCCAGAAUUUCCUUCAAAAUAGAUAUAAAUCUGCAAUCGUUGAUGAAUCUACGUUACCGGACUAUAACAGUACUCCAGAAGAAUACGAGGCUAUAAUGGAACAACAAGAAACACUUGUACGAAAAUUAUACCAAAAGAUUCAUAUUGAAAGAAGGUUGGAGCUUAAUGGUGAAAAAAUUGAACCUAGAAAGACCUUUUUACCUCAAACCAAUGCCAAAACAAUUAUAGAUCCAUUUAGAGCAAAUGAUCUUAUUAUUACAGCCAAGUCUGUACAAGGUACGGUACCUUCAGCCACACAUCAAGAUAUACUAUUGUCACAAGGUAUGGCAUUUUCUAAAUUACACCAACAAGCAAGAAAGCAACAUCAAGUACGGACAAGAAAAGUUGCACAAAUGAUAGAACUGUACUUCAAAAAGAAAAGAGGAGAAAAGGAAAGGCUUGCCCGUGAACGUGAACUUAACUUGAAAAAAAUCAGUCGUUUGGCAGUUCAAGCUGUUAAGAGAAGAUGGGUCCAAGCCAGUAAAGUUUACCGUCACUUACAACAAGAAGAGGAAGAAGAACUAAAGAGAAUUAAAGGUAGAGAGCAUCUUUCUCAGAUGUUGGAGCACUCUACUCAGCUUUUAGAAGCCCAGCUUGCCAAGCCAGCCGAGGAGGAGAAGACAGGAGAAGAGGAUGCAUCAGGAGGUGAUAGUGAUGGGUCCAGUGACUCUGAUGAUCAUCUCAGUUCUAGUUCGGAUGAAGAGCUGGAGGAAGAAUAUGAAAGUGUCGCUAUAGGCACUACUUCCGGUGAUGAGAACCUCACAGUCGAAGAAUUAAGAUCUAAAUAUAAAGAUUUAGGUGAAACAACAACCCCUAUAUCUUCACGCACAAACUCCGGAUCAGACUCCGAUGAUGAUUCUGACAGUGACAUUGAUGUAAAUGAUGGGUUGUCAGCGUUAUAUGGUGGCAAAAGUAAGACACCAGAAAUAACGGGCGACACACCUAUCUCUGUAGAAUACACUGAGGAACAGAAGGAGAUGAUUGAAUCAAUUUCGAAGGAUGACAAUAUAUCUGUUCUUGACUCCAGUGAUAGCAGCGAUAUGGAUGAGAGCGAUGACAGUUCCAACGAUAGUUCAAGCGAUGCAAGUGAAUCAGAAGCUGAAUCCAAGAGUGUAGGUUUAUCUUCCUUAUUCGCGAAUGGUUCAGUUGAGGAUGAAAACUCUGACGCGGAUGUUGAUGCAGAUGUUGAUGUUGACAUGAAUUCUGAUAGUGAUGAUGAUAAUAUGAGUAUGACUACCGAUGAAGAUGACGAGCCAAAAACACCAAAAACCUCCGAUUUAUCAUCAAUAGACGAGAAAGGUGGAGAAGAUAUUGUCGAGGAAGAAAUCAAUGGAUCAAAAGUCCGUGAUGUUCCAAUUCCUUCUUUACUCCGAGGAACACUCAGACCUUAUCAAAAACAAGGAUUGAACUGGAUGGCCAGUUUGUACAACAAUAAUACAAAUGGUAUAUUGGCCGAUGAAAUGGGUCUUGGAAAAACAAUCCAAACCAUCUCUUUAUUAUCUUAUUUAGCAUGUGAGCAUCAAAUAUGGGGACCACACUUAAUUGUUGUUCCAACUUCGGUCAUGCUUAACUGGGAAAUGGAAUUCAAAAAAUUUGCGCCUGGUUUCAAAGUUUUGACUUACUAUGGAUCUCCACAACAAAGAGCUGCAAAACGAAAGGGAUGGAACAAACCAGAUGCUUUCCACGUCUGCAUCACAUCUUAUCAAUUGGUUGUCCAUGACCACCAGUCAUUUAAGAGAAGAAGAUGGAGAUACAUGAUCUUAGACGAAGCUCACAAUAUCAAAAAUUUUAGAUCAACCCGUUGGAGAGCUUUGCUUAAUUUCAAUACAGAAAAUAGACUUUUGCUUACCGGUACUCCUUUGCAAAAUAAUCUUAUGGAAUUGUGGUCCUUACUUUACUUUUUAAUGCCUUCGUCAAAGGUCAACCAAGCAAUGCCCGAUGGAUUCGCCAACUUGGAGGACUUCCAAACUUGGUUCGGAAAACCUGUUGAUAGAAUCUUAGAGCAAACAUCAGCUGGAACUGCAAAUCCCGAUUUAAUUGAUGAAUCCGAAAAAACUACCGCAAAAUUGGAUUCAGAAACAAGAAAUACAGUGGCUAGAUUGCAUCAAGUUUUAAGACCUUACUUGCUUCGUAGAUUAAAGAAGGACGUGGAAAAGCAAAUGCCUGGAAAGUAUGAACAUAUCGUAUAUUGUCGAUUAUCUAAAAGACAAAGAUAUUUAUAUGAUGAUUUCAUGUCGCGAGCAAAAACUAAAGAAACUCUUGCAUCUGGAAACUUCCUUUCAAUUAUCAAUUGCUUGAUGCAAUUGAGAAAAGUCUGUAAUCAUCCGGAUUUGUUUGAGGUGCGGCCAAUCGUGACUUCGUUUGCCAUGCCUCAUUGCGUUUCAACCGAUUAUCAAGAGCAUGAAGCUUCUAUUCGUAGAUGUCUUCGGGAUGAAUCUUUUAGAAAUGAUAUAUCUUUAAAUGUUCUUAACCUCGAUAUUACUAGCUCAGAUAAUUUGAAUUACUUCACCAGUAAAUCUAUCGAGCUACUUAAGGCAUCAAAAGAUCUAGAAUCCCAGAUCAAGGAACUUGAUGUAUUGAUUGAAGCUUCUCUGGAUUUCAAGCAACCAAAGUUAAAUGAUCAUGUAGAAUAUUACAAGUUUCACAAACUUAGACUACAGAUUGAAGUUCAAGAAAAGCUCAAGCAAAUUUUGUAUUUGAACAACUUGAGAUGUAGCAGACAGCCAUUAUACGGGGAACAAUUGUUGAAAAAACUCAAGCUUGAUCUGGGUGUAUUAUCAGACAUAUAUAAUGAUAUUGUUUUGUCAAUUGAUCAACGAAGUGAAUUGAUGUCUGAUACCAUUGAAAAGUUUUCAGUGCUCACUCCAGCUGUUGUUACAUUGGAUAUGAAAGAUCAAAUCAUUCCAUUAUCUACACAAUAUAAGGUUAUGGAAGAAGUAUCGAAACAAACAAUAGAUAACCCAUUCCAUAAGUCACAAGUUAAACUUUCCAUCGCAUUCCCUGACAAAUCGUUGUUACAAUAUGACUGUGGGAAAUUACAGAAGUUGGCCCUGUUACUUCAAGAGUUGACUGCUGGUGGUCAUAGGGCGUUGAUUUUUACUCAAAUGACCAAAGUGUUAGAUAUUCUUGAACAAUUCCUUAAUAUCCAUGGAUAUAGAUAUAUGAGAUUAGAUGGGUCUACCAAGAUUGAAGAUCGUCAAAUUUUAACAGAAAGUUUUAAUAGAGAUAACAAAAUUCCUGUGUUCAUCCUUUCAACACGUUCUGGUGGGUUAGGUAUUAAUUUAACUGGGGCUGAUACAGUUAUCUUUUAUGAUUCUGAUUGGAAUCCAGCUAUGGACAAACAAUGUCAAGACAGAUGUCAUAGAAUUGGACAGAGUAGAGAUGUCCAUAUCUAUCGAUUUGUUUCUGAAUACACCAUUGAAUCUAAUAUUUUGCGGAAGGCUAACCAGAAGAGACAAUUGGAUAAUGUUGUUAUUCAAGAUGGUGAGUUUACAACUGAUUACUUUGGUAAAUUUUCUGUUAAGGAUUUAGUUGGUAAUGCUGACAUUGAGGGUGUAGCAGACAAGCCUAUUGGAGCAGAAAUUGGUAACGUUGACAGUGUCUUAGCUCAAGCUGAAGAUGAAGACGAUCGUGCAGCUGCUAAUGCAGCCAUGAAGGAAAUUCAAGUAGAUGACGAAGAUUUCGAUGAAGAAAACAAACCAACAACCACUGGUGGUACCCCUGCAAGCACCCCAGGUCCUACUCCGACGAUGUCAGGUACUCCUGCGCCAGUACCAGAAGCUCAUGUUAACCCCGACUUAGCUGAUGUUGAUUUUGAGGAAGGUGUUGGGCACGUCGAUGAAUAUAUGCUUAGGUUUAUUGCAGAUGGGAAUUACUGGGAUUAA